AUGGCAGAAAGAAAAGUUUUAGUUAAAUAUUAUCCGCCUGAUUUUGAUCCCAAGUUAUUGCCAAACAAUCAUCGUCCAAAAGGAAAAUAAGACAAUGUCAGAAAUAUGCUUCCAAUGACUGUGAAAUGCAACCAUUGUGGUAAUUAUCUCUACAUCGGAACCAAAUUUAAUAUGAGGAAGGAGACUGUUUGGACUGAAAACUAUCUGGGUAUUCUCAUUCAUCGAUUCUACUUUAAAUGCACAUAUUGCUAUGCUGAAAUUACUUUUAAAACUGAUCCUCGAAAUCAUGAUUACAUAGUUGAAGGAGGAGGAACCAGAAAUUACGAUCCGUAUAGAGAUGCAAAAGCAGCUGAAGAGGUUCUUAAAUAAAUGAGAGCCAAUGAAGAACAAGGGGAUUCCAUGAAAUUCUUAGAAAACAAGACUCAUGACUCCAAGAAAGAAAUGGACAUCUUAGAUGCCAUCGAUGACACUCAUCAACUCAACAGAAGACAAACUUAAUUCACUCCUGACAUGUUGCUUAAAUAACUCUUUUACGAUUUAGAUGCUCUUGAACUUCAAGAAGAAUGGGAAAAAUAAAAAGAAUUCAAAGAUUAAUUCAAAGUUAAGAGAGUGUCCGAUGUCGAUGAUAAAGAAGAUAAGACAAUGCAUAGUGUUACUUAACAUCUAAAAUAAGUUGUGAUUCAAUAAUAGCCAAAAUAAGUGCAAUAGUAGUUUGUUAAACCAAAGUUUGUCAAAAAGUAGGUCUGUUGUGAAAAGGAUGGAGAGAAGGUUGGCGUAUCCAAAGAAGAAGAAUAAGAUGAGAUAAAUAUUAAGUAGGAAAUUCAAACCUAGACCUUAUCCUUGGUGGAUGAUGAUUAUUCAGACUGAGAUUCAUUUUUUAUUAUACAUCUAAAUAAUUUCAAAUUGUUUAUAAA
Paramecium tetraurelia is the source of this 914-nucleotide messenger RNA. RefSeq lists its product as uncharacterized. Gene Ontology annotation, cellular component: U2-type catalytic step 1 spliceosome. Lineage: Eukaryota; Ciliophora; Oligohymenophorea; Peniculida; Parameciidae. Gene Ontology annotation, biological process: mRNA splicing, via spliceosome. The transcript has 3 exons. The record is from RefSeq and is a predicted model, not a curated record.